Messenger RNA from Homarus americanus (American lobster), 2692 nucleotides. It is a transcript of the gene Nf-YB, whose product is annotated as nuclear transcription factor Y subunit B-1-like. Gene Ontology annotation, biological process: regulation of transcription by RNA polymerase II. The record is from RefSeq and is a predicted model, not a curated record. Lineage: Eukaryota; Metazoa; Arthropoda; Malacostraca; Decapoda; Nephropidae. Gene Ontology annotation, molecular function: protein heterodimerization activity; DNA-binding transcription activator activity, RNA polymerase II-specific; RNA polymerase II cis-regulatory region sequence-specific DNA binding. The transcript is spliced from 5 exons. Bases 301 to 882 code for a protein of 193 amino acids. Gene Ontology annotation, cellular component: CCAAT-binding factor complex; nucleus.
CCGCCCAUUAGGGAACGAUGGGUGAUCGUGUGAAGGUGGUUCCCGCGGGCGUGAAGUGGGCGGCCUACAAACACCCACAAAAAAGACUUGAGGAGGAGAGGGAAAUUUUUUAAGAAGAAAUGGCCGACUGGAGAAUUUUGUUCCCCUGGUCCUGUUGUAUGUCUGUCUAUCCUAAUAUUAGUGUUGGGGGAUGGAGCCAUGGCCAGGCCCUUGGGAUCACCUGUACCAAUCAUCAGGUCUGGACACCUGAUGUGCUUAUAUUUAAUCUCAGACUGCAGUACCACCUGAGUCUGUUAAAAGAUGGAAGGUGCAGAGGCAGAUGAUAUUGGGGCUUCGUUCCUGUCUAAUGAACAGUACAUGGUGGAGGGUCACAGUGUUCAUGGCCAUCAACACGAAGACGAAGAUAAAGACGACGUCCCUCACCUACUGCGGGAACAAGAUCGUUUUUUACCCAUAGCGAACGUUGCCCGGAUAAUGAAGAAGGGGAUUCCGAAGACUGGCAAGGUAGGAUACAACAAGAUUGCCAAAGAUGCUCGUGAAUGUGUACAGGAGUGUGUUAGUGAGUUCAUCAGUUUUGUAACAAGUGAAGCAUCUGACCGCUGCCACCAGGAGAAGAGAAAGACCAUCAAUGGUGAAGACAUCUUGUGGGCCAUGAAUGCAUUAGGAUUUGAAAACUACGUGGAGCCACUAAAAAUCUACCUCCAAAAAUUCCGUGAGUCUACCAAAGGAGACAAACCAAGUGAAGGAGCUCUGGAAGGGACCUUCGAUGUGGACUAUACAAAUAACAUGACCACCUUCUCAACAGACCACGUCAAUCAGUCCGAAAUUGUGUGUACAUAUGGUCCGGCGGGUCAGGUCACUCAGCAGUUUACUUUAGGUUGAAAUUGUGUUCUUUAGUGCGUGUAUGUGUGUGUGCGUGCGUGUGUGUGUGUGUGUUUUGUUUUGAAUUUUUAUGCAAAUUGUUCGUGGGACAGAACAUGGAGAAAGUGUGGAAGAACACGAUCUGUUCUAAAUAUGCAGUUGUAUAAUCACGUAUACCGGUAAAAUAGGAGAUGUUUUAAGUUUUGUUAAAGCGUACUACUGUACUUGUGUGUAUGGUGUGCUGUUCUGCCCUCACAUUCUAACAUUGUCAGCACAAAGUGUGAGUUAUGCCUUUGUUGGGAAGUAGUUGCGUAUUCAAUUUUAUUUAUUUUUUCUAAAGACAGUAGUUUUGAUGAUAAGCAAAUGUUCCUUAAAAUUUUUAAUUAAAAGCUCAGGGACUUUUCUGUACUUACCUUGGCUCUGUAUUAUAGCUGUCAUCCUCCUAAGAUUUUUAAAAAUAAUAUAAUUUACAUAAAAGUAUAUAUCACUUGGUGAUAUUUUGUUGACUAGCUGCACUUUAUCAAAUUAAUAUGGAAAAGUUUGGCAGUGAUCAGGGAAUGAGUGUUGGUGUUUGGAUGAAAGGUUUGUGGCACCAUAGCACUGUGGAUUCCUGGCUUACAAGACUGAUCAUCCCACGGCCAGACAGUGUAGCUCUGCUCUGGCAUAUUGUAUGCUGUAAUAACCAUUCCCUAGGUCCAAUUUCAGUAUUCUGGGUUUAGCUCAACUGGCCACUUACACCAGGUCCAGUACUCUGGGUUAAGCUGAACUGGCCACUCACACCAGGUCCAGUACUCUGGGUUAAGCUGACCGGGCCACUCACACCAGGUCCAGGUUCAGUACUCUGGGUUAAGCUGAACUGGCCACUCACACCAGGUUCAGUACUCUGGGUUAAGCUGACCGGGCCACUCCUAAGGUUCAGUAUAGUACGUACUCUGGGUUAAGCCACCAACCCCCUAUAAAUUGUUGUAAAUGUCAUAAAAAAUGUUUAGAUGAAUCACAGGUGGAUAAAAAUUUUGGUCGCCUUGGAUUGUAAGAAAAGGAGAUUUUUUCACAAAAGCAAAGUUAUCCCAAUAUGUUCUUCCUUUGUGUGUGUGUUUUUUUUUUUUUAAUUGGACAUGAUCAUAUAGGGUUAAUGUUACAUCUACAAACAAUUAGGUACUGUACUGUAUUUCAUAUUUAUAACAGGAUUUCAAAUUGUUCUCAUAUGCAUAGAGCUCUCAGUCAUUUCAAGUCUCUGUGCUGUAUCCCUUCUAUACUUAAGAACACACCACCUACUGAAGUACUGUAGCCAAAGAGGUUGCAGGUAACUAACAUUAUUUUUUAAAUCGGAUCACCACUAAACUAGACACUUUAAUUGUAAAAGAAAUGUGCCUUUUUCAAAAAACUGUUUGCUUUAUGGGGAUAUUACACCAUUUAAUAUUUUUUAUUUUAUUAUUUGUGUAAUAAAAUUGAGUGCAUACAUGUACAGUUUAAGUUAAGUAAAGUAAUGUGUAUGAAGAAAUAUGACAUCUAUCGAUUACAGUAACAAAUGAAGCGUUCAACUUUGGAUACCACGACAGCUUGUGACUAGAGAACUUUAAUCUUUGCUGGAAUGUAAUAGAAAUAAUUUAUAUACUAAGGGACACCUGUAAUUUAUGAGCAACCUGUUGACAUCUGUAACCAUUCUUGAAAAUUUGAAAACAUCAAACCAGAAUAUUCUUGCAUUCCACAGCAUUUGCAUAAUGUUAUAAAUUCAUUAAUUGCUUCAUAUCUGUAAGAUUUCAGAAACUAUUUUUUCUGUAUUUUAAAUAUUAUUCAAAAUCAUAUAUAAUUCAAUAAAAAGUUGAUAAUA